Penicillium argentinense is the source of this 1704-nucleotide messenger RNA. RefSeq lists its product as uncharacterized. The transcript is spliced from 4 exons. Bases 1 to 1704 code for a protein of 567 amino acids. NCBI's taxonomy places the organism in Eukaryota, Fungi, Ascomycota, Eurotiomycetes, Eurotiales, Aspergillaceae. The record is from RefSeq and is a predicted model, not a curated record.
AUGGUCAUUGAUUCAGGUCGAGAGAAUUUGGCGUACCAUGUCCAGGCUCCUACUCAGGAGGCUGAGAAGCCCAAGACUCGACAAUUACCAGUCACUCUACUCUCCGGGUUCCUGGGCAGUGGAAAAACAACUCUCCUAAAGCAUAUCCUUGGGUCACCGGACCAUGGCAUGCGCAUUGCUGUCAUUGUCAAUGACAUGAGCUCACUCAACAUCGACGCCGCUCUCAUUAAGAAUCACAAAGUCUCCCAAACCACAGAGAAGCUCAUUCAAAUGCAAAAUGGCUGCAUCUGCUGUACCCUGCGUGGCGAUCUUCUGUCCGAGCUGGCACGCCUCACCAGACAGAAUGACAUUCAAUACGUUGUGAUUGAGAGCACCGGUAUCAGUGAGCCGAUGCAAGUCGCCGAGACCUUUACGGCGGAAUUCAGUUCUGCGAUGCUGGAGGCCGAGGACCAGAUUAGUGCCGAGAACGAUGAGGAAGCGAAGAAGAUCUUGAGUGAGAUUGUUGAGUUGGGUGGUUUGCAUACUAUGGCCCGCCUCGAUACCACAGUGACGGUCAUCGAUGCUUUCAAUCUGCUCUCAAAUUUCGACACCACAGAAUUUCUCUCCGACCGAUAUGGAAGGGAUGAGAUUGUCCCCGAGGAUGAGCGGACUAUCUCUGAUCUCAUGGUGGAUCAGAUCGAGUUCGCCGAUGUGUUGAUCAUCAACAAGGUCGAGACUAUCGACCAAGCCAAGCGUGAUAAGAUCAUGCAGCUGCUCAAAUUGCUCAACCCGGAUGCCAAGAUUCUGGAGUCCAGCUACUCCAAAGUCGACGUACGCGAGAUCAUCGCGACUGGCAAGUUUGACUUCGUGCGCGCCGCAUCCGGUGCCGGGUGGCUCCGUAGUCUGCAUGAGAUGACCAUGCAGAAGACUGGCAAUGGUGAACGCAUGGCACCCAAGCCAGAAACACUGGAGUAUGGUAUCAACAACUUCGUGUACUCGGCUCGUCGACCUUUUCACCCUCGCAAGCUCUUCUCCUUACUUCACGACAAGUUCAUUCUGCUUCAAGACAAUGAAGUAGAUGACGAGGAAGAGGAUGAAGAUGAGGAUGACGAAAAAUUGGACGGUGCGGAGGAAGAAGAUGAGAUGGACACUGACACCGAGUCUGUGGAGGACUUUGAUCAACCCGACCCUAAAGACAUACUUGAUAAUAAGCGCAAUCAUGCGGCCUUUGGGCCCGUCCUGCGCUCCAAGGGCUUUUUCUGGCUGUCGACAAGGCCUUUCCAGUUUGGCGAGUGGAGCCAAGCGGGCGGAAUGUUAACGGUCGGUUGUGGGGGGCCUUGGUUCGCCGAAGUGCCGGACGAGGCGUGGCCCGAUGACCAGGAUGUGCGCGAGUCGAUCGCGAACGACUUCCAAGGACCCUGGGGUGAUCGGCGCCAGGAGAUCGUGUUCAUUGGCGAAGGUGUCAACGAGACCGAGCUCACUGCCAUCCUGGACGAGUGUUUGCUGGACGACCGCGACAUGAAGCAAUGGGAGAAGAUCAUGAAGAACAAGCGGCUGAGCCGGGAGGCCAAGACGAAAAAACUGGCUGCGAUCUGGGAAGACGGCUGGGAAGAAUGGCCCCAAUUCGAGAUUGAAGAUGAGGAGGAAGUGGUGGGAGGAAAACACCGCAUAAGCGAGUACCUCGGCCAGCAAAACCACCGGGGACAUGUCCAUAGCCACCGAUAG